AUGGGGAGCGGCACGGAGCCGGCCAAGGGGCUGCUGCCCUACCUGCAGCGCGCCGACGAGCUGCAGAAGCACGAGCCCCUCGUCGCGUACUACUGUCGGUUGUACGCGAUGGAGAAGGGGCUGGUGAUCCCGCAGAAGGAGCGCACCAAGAUGACCAACUCCAUCCUCGUCUCCCUCAUCAACCAGCUCGAGAAGGAUAAGAAAUCUUUGACCUUGGGGCCUGAUGACCAUCUUCAUUUGGAGGGGUUUGCAUCAAGUGUCUUUGCUAAAGCAGACAAACAGGAUCGUGCUGGACGAGCUGACAUAAACACUGCAAAAACUUUCUAUGCUGCCAGCAUCUUUUUUGAGAUUCUCAGUCAGUUUGGCGAGCUUCAACCUGAUCUUGAGCAGAAGCAGAAAUAUGCCAUCUGGAAAGCCGCUGAAAUUAGAAAAGCUCUCAAAGAAGGACGAAAGCCUGAAGCUGGCCCUCCUGGUGGGGACAAAGAUGAAGCACCUGCCAGCACCACUACAAUUGAUCAUGUUGAAGAUAUGGGGCGAAGCCAGUCUUUUGGUAGCCGGCAGAAUGGAAAUGAAGCAUCACCUCAUCCUAUAGACAAGGAUUUUAGCAGGAGGGAUAGCUUUUCUGCUGUCCAGCCAGGAAAUAUAUCUUCUCGACAAGGUGCAGAGAAAUUCAAUGAUCAUGUCUCUGCCCAGGCACAUUUUUCACCACCACCUCCGCCGUCCGAGUUCUCAUCUCCACAGUCCCAGUUUUCACCCCCACCACAUUCAUCUUAUUCCUCUCCCUCAUACCAAGGAACAGAUUACCCUCCUCCUGAUGUCCACACCCCACACCCCAAUUAUUCAUCUCCCUCGUACACAAGCACAGACUACCCUACCAAUGAGGUCCAUAAACCACCAUCCAAUUAUUCACCACCCCCGUACACAAGAGCAGACCAUCCUUCGGAUGAUGGCUACAAUCCUCAGAGCAAUGAUAAGCCGGAUGUUUCAGCUUAUCCUCAGACGUACCACCAGCCACCCUACACAAUUGAACCCCAGCACACCUCUCAAAACUACUACGCUACAGAAACCCCACCUGCUCCAUACAACUACCCUAAUUUCCAGUCUUACCCAAGCUUCCAGGACAGCACACUACCUUCUGUCACAACCCAUCAACCUUCAUUCCAUCCUGCUAGUGAUGGUGGUGUGCCAACUGCUCCAUCAUACUCUCCUCCGGCAUCAAAUCAUCCUGCACCAACGCAGUACCAUCCGAGUGCUGAUGCUACACACCAGGUUACCCCUCCUGCUGCGCCACCAGCUAGCCAAUACGCGUAUGACAGCAAUUACCAGCCGGCAGUCGAGAAGAUUGCUGAGGCUCACAAAGCAGCAAGAUUUGCCGUCGGUGCUCUUGCGUUUGAUGACGUGUCAAUUGCCGUGGAGCACCUGAAGCGCGCGCUGGAUCUCCUGACGAACCCUUCUGCAGAAACUCACUAG
Messenger RNA from Triticum turgidum subsp. durum (durum wheat), 1470 nucleotides. NCBI's taxonomy places the organism in Eukaryota, Viridiplantae, Streptophyta, Magnoliopsida, Poales, Poaceae. The record is from the annotation of a GenBank genome assembly.